This is a messenger RNA of Anoplophora glabripennis (Asian longhorned beetle), 211 nucleotides long. Its product is annotated as ankyrin repeat and zinc finger domain-containing protein 1-like. NCBI's taxonomy places the organism in Eukaryota, Metazoa, Arthropoda, Insecta, Coleoptera, Cerambycidae. The record is from RefSeq and is a predicted model, not a curated record.
AGCGGGCUCUGGCAGCUGAGAGGAGGAUAUUAAGUCAGUCUGGAACUGUGACGGCUAGGUGUUUCUUGUGCGCGUCCGAUAUAUCGGGAAAAGUGCCGUUUGAGUAUUCGGGCAACAGAUUUUGUACUAUCGAGUGUUUGAAGGCACACAGGAUAAAGAACCCAGUUGUUUUGUCAUGAUAUAUUUUAAAUAAAUUUUUUUUUAAUCGCUA